Thecamonas trahens ATCC 50062 is the source of this 365-nucleotide messenger RNA. RefSeq lists its product as uncharacterized. The coding region runs from base 99 to 365 and encodes 88 amino acids. The record is from RefSeq and is a predicted model, not a curated record. Lineage: Eukaryota; Apusomonadida; Apusomonadidae. The transcript has a single exon.
ACACCAACAGCGAGGGAGGGCGUGGUCGGAAACGGUGGUUAGUGUGGCUUGAAGCGGGCUCGUACUUGGAUUGCAGUGACGCGGGUUGGGUGACGGUCAUGGACGUGUCGACAACGUCGACGGCUUCGCAACGGAGGCGGAAGAAGCGGAUGCGCAGGGUGCCGGACUCGAUCAAGUCGAGCGAGGGGCUGGGUGGGGAGGAGGCAGAGGCGGUUGAUCGCUUGCUGAGGGAGAACCGUGAGCUGAAGAACAAGAAUCGCCUGCUGGAGUUCAAGAUCCAGGUCCUCACCGACAUGCUCACCUGCGAGCGGCUGGACUCGCUGGCCCGCGAGCAGCUGCUGCUGGAGCAGACCCAGCAGACGUGA